UUCUGGCGCGUGUAACGCGUACCAAAGCUUUUAAACUAAACCAGCUCUCUCUCUCUCUCUCUCUCUCUCUCUCUCUCUCUCUCUCUCAGUUUGAAGCUCUGUUACUUAUUUUUUUUUGCUUAAAUUCCAUGGCUUUUCAAGACCAGACGCAGCAAAACCAAGAAAGCCAAAACCGAACUUAACCCCAAAAAGAAGAGCUGAGCUUAGAGAGAGAAAGAGAGAGAGAGAUUGAGUGGACUCACUACUCGCACUUUCAGGGUCCCAAAACCCAGAAGAGAAAAGAGAAAAAGAGCAGAGAGAGCACAGAAAGCAGUAAUGGGGGAUAUGUAUGACAAAAGCAUUUGCUCAUCAUCUUCGGCACCCGACGAAAUUUCGCUUUUUCUACAGCAGAUUUUGGUACGGUCUUCUUCUUCAUCAAUGAAUACGCAGUUUUCGUUGACGUCUCCCGGUAAUAAUCUGAGCCGUAUGUGUCCGUCGUCGCAGAUGGUCGGAGAUGGGAUCUCGGCCGUUGAUUCUUCCGGUGCUUAUUUCGUGGGAAAUAAUAGUAUAAAUAAUACGAGUGGCGGCGUGGCGGUCAUAGCUCCUAAUAAUGUGUCGUCUUCUUCGGUGGGAGCUAGUGAGAAUGAGAACGAUGAGUAUGAUUGUGAGAGUGAGGAGGGUUUGGAAGCAUUGGCGGAAGAUGUUCCAGCAAAAAGUGUAAUGGGUCGAGGUUCCUCGAAGAGAAGCAGAGCCGCCGAAGUUCAUAACUUGUCUGAAAAGAGAAGGAGGAGUAGGAUUAAUGAGAAAAUGAAAGCAUUACAGAAUCUAAUUCCAAAUUCUAACAAGACGGACAAGGCUUCAAUGCUGGAUGAAGCCAUUGAGUAUCUCAAGCAGCUUCAACUUCAAGUACAGAUGUUAGCAAUGAGAAAUGGAUUGAGUUUGCAUCCAGUAAGUCUACCUGCAGCACUGAAUCCUGCUCAUCUCUCCCAUAUGAGAAGUGACUUUGGUGAGGAAAAUAGAUCUCUACCUCUGAACAUGACAGGGACAUUUCCUAUGAAUCAAGAAACUUCAACCCCAAGUCUAUAUUCUAUUCCAAAUCAAUGCACUUCCUCAAACCAGCAACUGGUACCGGACAUGUUAAAUAUACUUAACUCAGAAGUCACAGUUGGGAUGGAAUCACAAGUUCAGGCUCACAUAGGGGCCUCUUUUCAAUUGCAAACAUCUGCUCAGGAAAUAUCCAGAGAAAACAGACUCCAUCCCCACCAACAUACAAGCCUUAAUCAGUUAGAGAGAAGUCCUUCAGAGUUUGACAUGGGAGCCAUGGCUACAGUGACUUCAUUCAAUAGACAAGCAUCGGUCUUGAAGGGCAAUGAUUCUUUAGAAACUUGUUCUCUUGAAGGAGAUUGGUCAGAAGGUGGGUUACUUAAGGCUCUAGAACAAAGUCUAUUACUUCCCACCCAUUUGAAUAGCAUGAGGACAGGUAGAUCUUGCUCAAAUGACAACAGCAUCAAGGCUGAAAGGGCAAACCUAUGACUCUCUCAACUUUCCAGACUUAGUGUAGCUAUAUAAGAUUAUGACCUGCUUCUAAGCCGAACAUCAGUUUAGGUAUAUCUUUUUUUUCUUUUUCUUUUCUUUUUUGAAUGCUUGAAGCCUUGAACCUGGGAAAAAGCUUGUUACGUAGCUUGCAAAAGUAUAUAUGACUUAUUUUUUCUCUUCCAUUUUCUUAAUCUUAGUGACCACAUUGAUAUUUUUACAUGUUGUUGUAUCUACGAGAAGCAGACUUAAAUCAUGUAAAAGAAAAUCUAUUGUAUGAUAUUAUCAACAUGACAUGACAUGACAUCCUUGAUGAGCAAAA
Cannabis sativa is the source of this 1834-nucleotide messenger RNA. RefSeq names its product transcription factor SPATULA. Bases 316 to 1512 code for a protein of 398 amino acids. Gene Ontology annotation, cellular component: nucleus. The record is from RefSeq and is a predicted model, not a curated record. NCBI's taxonomy places the organism in Eukaryota, Viridiplantae, Streptophyta, Magnoliopsida, Rosales, Cannabaceae. Gene Ontology annotation, molecular function: protein dimerization activity. The transcript is spliced from 8 exons.